AGACCAGUAGAACGUGAUUCCUGCUAACCUUUUUUGUUUUCUCUCCAAUCUCUAAAGAACAGCCCAUUAUCACUUAUUUCACUCUCUUUGUCCUUUUUCUCACUAUAAAUCUAAAGCUUUCUUGCUUCUCUCCCUCUCCCCAUACGAAAACAUUUCCCAUUUCUCCUCCUUCUGUCUUGUGCUCAUUCCCUUCUGAGAAAUGGCAAUGGGUGUUUCCCUGUUGCUUGCUUUCUUCUUGCUCUUCAAUGGAUCUGUUUUGGCUGCUAAAUACAUGGAAGGAUUCCUCAAAAAUGGCAACUUUGAGCAGAAACCAAAACCCAGUGACCUCAACAAGACAGUACUCAAAGGAAAAUACGCAUUACCUGGCUGGGUCACCAAUGGUUUAGUGGAAUACAUCUCUGCUGGUCCACAACCUGGUGGGAUGUAUUUUGCUGUGGCUCAUGGUGUUCACGCUGUGAGACUAGGCAAUGAGGCUUCGAUCUCUCAAACAAUACCAGUAAAACCAAGCUCUCUAUAUGCCCUCACAUUUGGAGCUUCAAGAACUUGUGCCCAAGAUGAGGUUUUGAGAGUCUCUGUGCCUCCUUUGUCCGGGGACCUGCCUUUGCAGACGCUUUAUAGUAGUAAUGGUGGUGACACUUAUGCUUGGGGAUUUAGGGCUAAAUCUAAUGUUGCUAAUGUGAUAUUUCACAAUCCUGGUGUCCAAGAGGACCCUGCUUGUGGACCACUCAUUGAUGCUGUCGCUAUUAAGGAGCUCUUUCCUCCAAGGCCCACAAGAGAUAAUUUGGUAAAAAAUGCUGGCUUUGAAGAGGGUCCUCAUCGCUUUCUCAACUCUUCCAAUGGCGUUCUCCUUCCUCCAAAACAAGAAGAUCUCACAUCCCCACUUCCUGGUUGGAUCAUUGAAUCACUUAAAGCUGUGAAGUUCAUUGAUUCAAAGCACUUCAAUGUUCCUUUUGGACUUGCUGCAGUUGAGCUUCUUGCAGGGAGGGAAAGUGCCAUUGCCCAGAUCCUCAGAACAAUUCCCAACAAAGUCUAUAAUCUCACAUUCGCUGUAGGAGAUGCAAAGAAUGGUUGCCAUGGAUCAAUGAUGGUGGAGGCAUUUGCUGGGAAGGACACCUAUAAGGCUCCAUUUGAGUCCCAAGGAAAGGGUAGGUUCAAGACUGUAAGCUUCAAGUUCAAAGCCAUUUCAGCAAGAACAAGAAUUACAUUCUACAGUUCAUUCUACCAUAAUAGAAUUGAUGAUUUUGGAUCCCUUUGUGGUCCUGUUCUUGAUCAAGUUAGGGUUUUCCCUAUUGCUUAGAUACUGGAUUAUAUCAAAAUACAGUGGAAUUGUACAAUGGCCGUUGAGGCAUUUGCUUUGCUUUUGUAUUCAUGUGGCAGGACCAGAGUUCUUUAUGGGUAAGGAAAUGUAAGACCUAUGUGAUCGUUUCUUGUAUCCAUGGGAAUAGCUUUACGUUUACCGAAGUAUGCAUCCCUCCAAAGAGUUGAGAUUUGAGAAAUAAAUAGGAAUUUCAGAGAUUA
Messenger RNA from Hevea brasiliensis (rubber tree), 1518 nucleotides. Its product is annotated as protein DUF642 L-GALACTONO-1,4-LACTONE-RESPONSIVE GENE 2. Lineage: Eukaryota; Viridiplantae; Streptophyta; Magnoliopsida; Malpighiales; Euphorbiaceae. The transcript is spliced from 3 exons. The coding region runs from base 200 to 1297 and encodes 365 amino acids. Gene Ontology annotation, cellular component: plasma membrane; cell wall. The record is from RefSeq and is a predicted model, not a curated record.